CAGCUGUCUCACCCAGCCACACUUACUGGCCCCUCCUCCAGCCUUUGCUCAGUUUCCUGGGCAGAAGGUGUCACCUGGCACCAACCCCGCUCCUGGGCUUAAGUUACUGCUGGCUCUCAAGUAUCAUCCCUCAGUGAAGUCACACCCUUAUAUCCCACCAUCAUCUAGUAUUGGUGCAGACAGUAAACUAGUAAAACAUUGCCAGAUUAAUACUCCCCACUCCGUUACACCCCGCAGGAUAGAUCCCAAUUCACUGCAUGACUGAGAUGGGGGCAGGGAGGGUUCUGAUCUCAGCUCUUUGGGGUCAGUCUGGAGUCACCCCUGACUGUAGCAGGGGCAGGGCUGAAUUUACCCUGGAGAAUUGAAGGAAUCAGAGACUGGAAAUUUCCUUUCUACCUCCUGUGUCUCACCCCGGCUGUGAGCCGCGGGGCCGGACUGCACCCCAGGGACGGGCAGGGGGUAAAACGCUGGAGCGACAGAUGGGCAGAGGAUUGAAUCAGACGGAUGUGGUUUGUGUCACCCCCACUCACUGCCUGUUUGUUUGGGCCUCCAGAGGGGUCCUAUCCCAAACCCUCCAUCUCCAUCAGCCCCAGGGGGUGAUUGCCGUGGGGGGAAACGUCACCAUCCAGUGUCACCAUCAGCUCCUGGACAUGAGGAUCCUCGUCUACAAGGAUGAAGAUGAGAAUUAUCUGAAUUACACAGACCCUGCUGGCUCUGAGGCUGAAUUUCCCAUCACCAGCACCAGACGGGAACUCGGGGGCACCUACACCUGUCGUUAUAUCUACAGAUCAGGAGGAACUGCCUACUCUGAGCCCAGCGACCCUGUGCAGAUCAUUGUAGCAGGCUGCUGGCUGGCUGGGUGCAGCGGGGUGUCAGGACACCCUGCCGGCUCUGAGGCUGAAUUUGCCAUCACCAGCGCCAGACGGGAACACGGGGGCAGCUACACCUGUCGUUAUAUCUACAGAUCAGGAGGAACUGUCUACUCGGAGCCCAGCGACCCUGUGCAGAUCAUUGUAACAGAUCCCAGCUUACCCAGACCCUCCAUCUCUCUGAGCCCCUCUGGGGUCACCGCCCCAGGGGCAGAUGUCACCAUCCAGUGUCAGGGUCCACGCUGGGACGUGAGGUUCUUCCUGCACAAGGCUGGAGACCUGAACCCGCAGCAACACAUGGACCCUGCUGGGGCCGCGGCUGAGUUCCGCAUCCCCACCGUGGGCCGGCAGCACGGAGGGAAUUACAGCUGCAGCUACCGGCCCCGGUCAGAGCCCUUCGUCUUCUCGCAGCCCAGUGACACCGUGCAGCUGGUGGUAGCAGAGCCCAGCUACCCCAAACCCAGCAUCUCCGUGAGCCCCGGCGAGGAGGUCUCACUGGGGACAGCCGUGACCGUCCGGUGUUGGGGGCAGCACCCGGGCGUGUGGUUUGUGCUGAAUAAAGAGGGACGUCAUUUCCCACCUGUCGAUUCGGACGGGUUGGAGGCUGAGUUUUCCACCAGCAACGUUCACCGGGAUCUUGGCGGGAGCUACACCUGCUCCUAUCACAGCAGAUCAGAGCCGUUCGCCGUGUCAUACCCCAGCGACCCCAUGGAGCUCGUGGUGAGAGAUCCCAGCUUACCCAGACCCUCCAUCUCUCUCAGCCCCACUGCGGUUACCGCCCCAGGGGCAGACGUCACCAUCCGGUGUCAGGGGCAGCGCCGGGACGUGAGGUUCUUCCUGCACAAGGCUGGAGACCUGAACCCGCAACAACACAUGGACCGUGCUGGGGCCGGGGCCGAGUUCCGCAUCCCCACCGUGGGCCGGCAGCACGGAGGGAGCUACAGCUGCAGCUACCGGCCCCGGUCAGAGCCCUUCGUCUCCUCGCAGCCCAGCGACACCGUGCAGCUGGUGGUAGCAGAGCCCAGCUACCCCAAACCCAGCAUCUCCGUGAGCCCCGGCGAGGAGGUCUCACUGGGGACAGCCGUGACCGUCCGGUGUUGGGGGCAGCACCCGGGCGUGCGGUUUGUGCUGAAUAAAGAGGGACGUCAUUUCCCACCUGUCGAUUCGGACGGGUUGGAGGCUGAGUUUUCCACCAGCAACGUUCACCGGGAUCUUGGCGGGAGCUACACCUGCUCCUAUCACAGCAGAUCAGAGCCGUUUGCCGUGUCAUACCCCAGCGACCCCAUGGAGCUGGUGGUGAGAGAUCCCAGCUUACCCAGACCCUCCAUCUCUCUGAGCCCCACUGGGCUCGUGGCCUCAGGGGCAGACGUCACCAUCCGGUGUCAGGGUCCACGCUGGGACGUGAGGUUCUUCCUGCACAAGGCUGGAGACCUGAACCCGCAGCGACACAUGGACCCUGCUGGGGCCGAGGCCGAGUUCCGCAUCCCCACCAUGGGCCAGCAGCACGGAGGGAACUACAGCUGCAGCUACCGGCCCCGGUCAGAGCCCUUCGUCUCCUCGCAGCCCAGCGACACUGUGCAGCUGGUGGUAGCAGAUGCUGGUUCUAUUCCCACAGGGGGAAUGGACUCAGCCCAGCCUGGAGCGGCACCAGCUCCCAACCGCGUGGGCAGAGCAGGGCCAGGCGGAUCGGAACCGCCGGCACCUCUGGGUCUGACCAGCCUCAUCAUCGCCGGGGUGAGCGCGGCAGCUGCUGCCCUCCUCCUGCUUCUCCUCCUGCUCCCCGUGGCCUUCGUCUGCUACAGAAGAACCCGAGCCAGAAAACGAGAUGCACCGAGACCGAGCAGCACCAUCCCCUUGGAGGUAUUGAAGGCGCCAGCUCAGCAAGACCCCAUCUAUGCCUCCAUCGACGAAGGAAAAGAAACAGAGCCCAGCCUUGGCACUGACGGACUCACCUACGCCGAGCUGGACCGCCAGGCGCUGCAGGCCAAGCGGGGGGACCUGGUAUCUGGCUGCUGGCUGGCCGGGCAGAGCGGGGUGUCUGGACAGAGUGGAGAGUCUGGACAGAUCCCUACGCCCGGACCCUCCAUCUCCGUCAGCCCCAGCGGGGUGAUCACACUGGGGAGAGCUGUCACCAUCCGCUGUCAGUGUCGGUGCGAGGCCAGGACAUUACUGCUGUAUAAAGAUGGAAUCAAAAUCUGGGCACUGGAUGCUGCUGGGGACGGGGGUGAAUUCACCAUCCCCAGCGCCAGGCGGAAAGACAGAGGGGCCUACAGCUGCCGAUCUCGCUCCAGAUCGGAGCCACCCGACUGGUCGUAUCCGAGUAACAUUGUGCAGAUCACUGUAGCAGGGCCCCGUCUCUGGGACUGUGCGGUGAGGACGGGGCGCAGUGACUGUGCUGGGGUCUGUCUCACGCUCUGUCCCCUUCUCACUGCAGAGCUCAGCUACCCCAAACCCUCCAUCUCCCUGCGCCCCAGCGGGGGGGUAGUCUUGGGGGGAGCCGUGACCGUCCGGUGUUGGGGUCGGCACCAGAACAUGAGGUUCCUUCUGUACAAAGAUGGAAACCUGAACGCGCUGCAGAAUGCAGAGCUUCCUGGGGCUGAGUUUCCGAUUCACAAUGUGAGCCGAGGAGACGCAGGGAGUUACAGCUGCUAUUAUCAUGAAAAAUUGAACCCGUUCAUCUGGUCGCAGCCCAGCGACCCUGUGGAGCUGGUGGUAGCAGGGCGUGAAUACCCCAAACCCACCAUCUGGGUGAGCCCCAGCAAGGUGGUGGCGCUCAGGGGAAACGUCACCAUCCGCUGUGUGGGUCGGUACCCAGGCAUGGAGUUCGUUCUGCGUAAAGCUGGACACCCGAACCCGCAGGUGUGGACGGUGCGUGAUGGGACCGUGGCUGAAUUUCCCAUCCCCAGUGUCGGCUGGGAAGAUGGAGGGAGCUACAUCUGCGAAUAUCACUCCAUAACGGAUCAGAGUCGCUGGUCAUAUCUGAGCGACCCCGUCAAGAUCAUUGUAGCAGAUGAGGGCUUACCCAGACCCAACAUCUCUCUGAGCCUCAUUUGGCUCAAUGCCCCAAGGGCAAACGCCACCAUCCGGUGUCAGGGGCAGCGCCGGGAUGUGAGGUUCUUCCUGCACAAGGCUGGAGACCUGAACCCGCAGCGACACAUGGACCCUGCUGGGACCGGGGCCAAGUUCCGCAUCCCCAGCGUGGGCCGGCAGCACGGAGGGAGCUACAGCUGCAGCUACCGGCCCCGGUCAGAGCCCUUCGUCUCGUCAUACGUCAGCAGCUCUGUGGAGCUGGUGGUAGCAGGCGGAACCGACCCGAUUCACCCUGGAGCGUCGCCGGCUCCCACACGCCUGGGCAGCGCGGGGCCAGCAGGCUCCCCCCCGGAGCGCCUGGAUUUCACCAAGGCCAACAUCGCCCGCCUGGCGCUGGGCGCCGUGGUCCUGCUGGUCCUGGGACUGAUCCUGAUACGUUUUAAUGAGCCUGAGCUUCGAAAAGCUCUGCUCACCACACACGACUGUGGCCAGCGGCGUGAGCAGAAGCCUCAGAGCUGCUCACACAUUAGGAGAAGUGUCCCGGAGCUCUGCCUCACGUGUGUGGUGGAGAACUUGGAGUGGGGAGCGCGUCCCGUGUGGCAAAAGGUGACGGACUUUGUCCGAUUCGACAGAGAGGUCUUUGUCAUUGACGUCCGAACAGUCCCCAUGCAUCAGCGCCCGAAGGGGCCGAGUGCAUCACGGGCUUCCUGGUGCUGCAGCCCCCGGCGCAGUUCCUCAUUCCGCUCGCACUCGGGCCUCAGGCUUGGUGGAGCUCAGCACUGCGGUGUUGGUGACAGCACUGAGUUGCCCCCACUGCCCAUGGCAUCUGCUCUCACCGUCUUCCUCCUCGGCUGCUGGCUGGCCGGGUGGAGCAGGGUGUCCGGACAGGGGUCCUACCCCAAACCCUCCAUCUCUGUCAGCCCCAGUGGAGUGAUCCCCGUGGGGGGAAACGUCACCAUCCGAUGUUGGCAUCAGCACCAGAACAUGAGGUUCCAACUCUACAAGGCUGGAGAUGGGAACUAUCUGUCUUACACAGACCCUGCCGGCUCUGAGGCUGAAUUUCCCAUCACCAGCGCCAGACGGGAACACGGGGGCAGCUACACCUGUCGUUAUUGCUACAGAUCAGGAGGAACUGUCUACUCGGAGCCCAGCGACCCUGUGCAGAUCAUUGUAACAGAUCCCAGCUUACCCAGACCCUCCAUCUCCCUGAGCCCCACUGGGGUCGUGGCCUUAGGGGCAGACAUCACCAUCCUGUGUCAGGGGCAGCGCCGGGACGUGAGGUUCUUCCUGCACAAGGCUGGAGACCUGAACCCGCAGCAACACAUGGACCCUGCUGGGGCCGGGGCCGAGUUCCGCAUCCCCAGCGUGGGCCAGCAGCAUGGAGGGAACUACAGCUGCAGCUACCGGCCCCGGUCAGAGCCCUUCGUCUCCUCGCAGCCCAGCGACACCGUGCAGCUGGUGGUAGCAGAGCCCAGCUACCCCAAACCCAGCAUCUCCCUGCUGAGCCCCAGCGGGCGGGUCUCCCUGGGGGGAGCCGUGAGCGUCCGGUGUCGGGGGCAGCGCCGGGGUGUGCGGUUCGUGCUGAAUAAAGAGGGACGUCAUUUCCCACCUGUGGAUUCGGACGGGUCGGAGGUUGUGUUUCGCAUCAGCAACGUGAGCCGGGAGGACGGCGGGAGCUACAGCUGCUCCUAUCACAGCAGAUCGGAGCCGUUCACCGUGUCAUACCCCAGCGACCCCGUGGAGCUGGUGGUGAGAGAUCCCAGCUUACCCAGACCCUCCAUCUCUCUGAACCUCACUGCCCCACGGGCAGAUGCCACCAUCCGGUGUCAGGGGCAGCGCCGGGACGUGAGGUUCUUCCUCUACAAGGCUGGAGACCUGAACCCGCAGCGACGCAUGGACCGUGCUGGGGACACAGCCGAGUUCCACAUCCCCACCGUGGGCCGGCAGCACGGAGGCAACUACAGCUGCAGCUACCGGCCCCAGUCGGAGCCCUUCGUCUCCUCAGAGCUCAGUGACCCCGUCAAGAUCAUUGCAACAGCAGAUUUCACCAACACCAACAUCGCCCGCCUGGGGCUGGGUGCCGGGGUCCUGCUCGUCCUGGGGCUGAUCCUGGCUGAGGCCUACUACAGCCGUCCAAGGGAGGGUGCCCUAGGAGUCUGGAUCCGGCCCUACGGAGAAGAAAAUCUCCCCGGGGGAAGAGCUGCUUCCCCUCGGGGCACUGAGACAACAGCACAAACUCCCCUGCCCCCAAACACCCCUGCCCUGGAGAAUCCCCCCCAAACAGCUCCCAAUCUGACAGCGGCACCCCAGGAUUGAACCCCCGCUGCCGUGUGUGACGUUGAGUGACAAAGUGGGGGAUUUUCUUGUUUUUUCCUUGGUUUUCCAAUGGUUUGCAUGCAGAGGGGGUGGGACUCCGUGUUACUCAUUUAAACAAGGGGAGAGGAGAGGGAGUUUUGUUGUUGCAGAGGACCAGCGAGGGAACUUGGGACCCCGGCCAAUGGCCUGGAGAAUGGAGACCCCAGUGACUGGUGACCUGGUGACCCGGAGGCCCAGCUCGGGGAUCGCAGCUGGUUCCGGUCAGUGGGAGGACAAUGGGCUGCGAAGACAGGACCCCGGUGACCUGACCAGCCGGUUCCAGCCAGAGGGGCCAGAGGACAGAAGAGGGGAGAGGAGACCCCAGUUUACGACCCUGUUUACCUGGAGAGAAGACAAUGGACAGAGGCAGGGUCUUGGGGCUGGGAUAUUGGAGGCCCAGCUGGGGAGCAGGGCAGCUCUGGGCUGGAGAGGGGGAGCAGGCAGAGCCCACCUGGAUGCAGGGGAGACUGGGAUGUGCUGUGCUGAGGAAGGCCAGGCCUGUGCUGUGCUGUGCUGUGACUCCUGAGCUGGGUCGUCGGGUUGUCAGGUCCACAGUUGCUGGGGUCUCCAUCCUCCAGGCCAUUGGCUGGGGUCCCAAGUUCCCUGUCUGGUCCUCUGUACCAACAAACUCCCUCUCCCCUCACCUCGUUAAACCAGUAACACCCAGGGAAACUGAGUCCCACCCCUUCUGCAUGCAAACCAUUGGAAAAAUAAGGAAAAAACAAGAAAAUCCCCCACUUUGUCACAGCAAUUCACUUUGUUCUGUCUGUUACUACUUGGAACCACUGAAAUCCUACUUUCUGUACUUAGUAAAAUCACUUUUUACUUAGUAAUUAA
This is a messenger RNA of Gopherus flavomarginatus (Mexican gopher tortoise), 7091 nucleotides long. RefSeq names its product immunoglobulin superfamily member 1-like. The record is from RefSeq and is a predicted model, not a curated record. Bases 480 to 6215 code for a protein of 1911 amino acids. NCBI's taxonomy places the organism in Eukaryota, Metazoa, Chordata, Testudines, Testudinidae. The transcript is spliced from 30 exons.